AGAAAUGCGACUUGCGAAAUGAGCAUCGUGCUACGCAGUUAACGUUUCUGACUUCUGACAAAAUCAGUGUGAAUGUUUGCAAUUUGUUCAAACCACACUUCAUAGCAGAUCUAUUAUAUAAACAGGACAGCUCGCAGGUCCUCGGUUUGAUCUCAAGCUCGGGUUACUUUCUGUGGACUUUCUCGUGUGGGGUUUCUGGGUUCUCCAGUUUCCUCCCAUGUCCUUAAAAACAUGCUGGUAGAUGGAUUGGCUGCGCUAAAUGAGUGUGUGAAAGUGUGCUUGUGUGUGUAUAGGUGCGUGUGUGUGUGAUGCCCUGCAGUGGACUGGCAUCCAUCAAUUCUAUCAAUUGUUCGAAAUUUUUGAAAGGAGUCUCCAGUGUCAGGUUGUCAUCCAGUUUUUUUUAACAAUAGGCAGAGUGAUGGGCGAACAUCAGGGCAAGCAGCAAAGGAAAUGCAGUUUUACCUUGCGGUUCGGCUCACGUUCUCCUCGGCUUCACUUCACGUCAUGGACCACGCCCCUCUCGUUAUAUAUGCAAAAAAAAAAAAAGUUUGUUUGUCGGUAAACAAGACCUUUUAGCUGUACUCGUUCGACGCACAUGAAUCAAAGACGGUUUUGGCUGAACGCACGUCGUGACGACGUCACAUGAUGCGUCUCGGCUUGGACCUGCGGAAAAUCUGAAAAAUCGCAAACAAUCCUCAGAAUAUGCGGAGUUUGCUUGAUUUUGGACAGGAGUGUGAAAGCAAGGUCUAGACUGAUCUCUGUUGUCGUGCUUGUUUCGAAUUCGCUGCAAUAACAUUACCAUUAAAAAAAAGAAAACAAGUACAGGCUUUUUUUUGUAAUAUAACGAGAUUUUCUGAUUCAUAUUGUAGCUUUUGUUGUGAUGUUUCAGAGACGUCGACCAAUAACAAGUCUCGCUGAUGCGAUCGAUAGCGCUCCGUGUCGAUUUCGUACUAUAAGAAAGUGCUAACUUUAUAAAGAUAUGCAGCAUGGAGCAAAAAAAAAAAUUGUGGAAAAAAAAAUGCGAUAUUAUAUAAAUACAGGUGUAUUGUAUCGAGUAUCGUAAAAUUUAUCAGUUAAAAAUUAAACAUUUAUUUAAAAAAAAAGGUUUGAAAGUCACAUCACUAGAUUAUUUGCAUAUAUUAAUGUUAAUGGAGUUUGAUGUUCAUAAAUUAAGAGUGUGUGUGUGUGUGUUUAUUGCAGAGGUGCAUGCUCGCGUAAAAAGACACAUGUACACAUACACAUUUGCUCUCACGUACAUACUUAAGUGGAUGAGCAGUGUGUGUGUGUGUGUGUGUGUGUGUGUGUGUGUGUGUUAGCAAGUGAAAAGCCAGGUGUGAGCAGCUUAAUUUAUCCUUGCUGUUUAUGUUUCAAGUCCAGUUACUUAUAAUCUUAUAAUCUCCCAUAUAUGUAUGUGUUGAGUGUGUGUGUGUGUGUGUGUGUGUGUGUGUGCGUGCAAUGUGGUCAUCAUCAUGUGAUGAGCACACUGUAUUAGAGCAAAAAUACAACAAGCACCUUAGCAACUGCCCAAAUAGACAACACACACAUACACACACACACACACACAUACACACACACACACACACACACACACACACACACACACAGACUGUUUGUCAGUCAUGGAAACUUGCAGCUGUUACAGGACCCUGUCCCCGUGUCUCUGGUGAAUUUGGUGAUGAACUCUCCCAUCUCAUCCAUGAAGGAUCUACAGGAGCUGCUGGACGUUCACUCCGUAGAAGAAGAAGAGGACGAAGAUCAUUCGAAUGGAACGCAUAAACGCCUUCCCAGAAGUCUCGGUGAUGUGCAGAUGGCUCAGCCGGCUGUGUGUAAGGUGCGAACUGAGGUGAUGGAGGUUACGCGCUCCAUGUUAGACCGAAGCAAUGCUAACUUCCUGCUCUGGCCACUUUGUGUGGAGGUGCAGCGCUGCUCAGGCUGCUGCAACACGCGGACGCUGCAGUGUGUGCCCGUUUCCACCGAGACGCGCCAUCUACAGAUGACUAAGAUCCAGUUCGUCAACAGACAGCCCUUCUACGAGAAGGUCGUCUUACCUGUGGAGGACCAUCUCAGCUGUAGCUGUAAACCACGCACUGUCAGUCACACCACUUGGACGAAGACCACGACGUCCCCACCUCCUCCCCCCAGACUCGUCAGCAAACCCCCCAUCUCCAGGAGUCAAUCAAAAGAGGAGUUGCAUCGCCACGACGACCUGAAACACAACCAGAGGUUCCAGCUGGAGGAUCGAGAGACUCAGUGGCAAUCGAAAUACACACUGUCGCACACGCAGAGAGUGCCCGUACACACGCCCGUACGCACGCCCGCACACACGGAAGACGCAUCGACGAGGCACGUGAGCUUUGGCGUAACACGUAUGCUGAGCGACACGACGCAACACCUCACACCGACGCAAGAGCACCACAGACACCACUUGGAGCCGGAGAAGGUUCAGGAACACCACGCGCACUCUGGCAGUGGCGACGACAAGAUAAAAUCCACAGCAAGCGGAGAACACACAGAACAUCGUCAGCAUCACCACGACAACCACGAAGCAGUGACAAAACACAGCCAUGAGCUGAGCGAAUCACACACCACUGAGCAUCACCACAGCCAAUCAGACAUGACGCUUCACCACAGCAGCCAAUUGGAAGCCCCAGUGAUCACCUUUAGCCACGUAGAGGUCAUUGGCCAGUCAAGCGGCCAAAGCGAGAUGUCUAGCCAAUCGUCAACGCCCAGUUUGCACCAAUCAGAAGAGAAGGACCAGCUCCAAAGCCAAUCAGAGGCAGACAAGCUAUCAGAGUUGGGGCAGGAAAAAGUAGAGCAUCACCAUCAUCACCAUCAUCAUCAUCAUCCAACACAAGCUGGCACACAAAGAGCAGUGACAAACGCUCCUGCCGGCACGCCUCCUACGCCUCACACACCCCCUCCCGCCGUUCCUCAGCGGAAACGAAGGAGAAAGCAAAGGAGAAGAAUGAGCAAGUCCGCCAUGAGGGCCAUGAUCAUGGUCAUGUCCUAAACGAACCGGCACUUUGCCAUCACGGACCAGAAGAAACCCGGAGAGACGCCGGACACCGCACAGACACAUGCACUGACACACUGGAAAUAUUGCUCACAAUAACUGGAAAUGGCUUCGAUCUCUGACACCUGAACUCCAAAUGACUACGUUUCCCAGCAGCCAGCACGGCCAAGAAGCUUCGACGCUCGGCACCAUGGGAUAUCCUUAGUCUUCAUUGCACAUGAAAGUGACACUGCUGACACAACCGGCCAAAUAAUGAGACUGCAUGGAAACCAAUGCAGGGAGCAUUUGCCAAAUACUGAGAUUGCAUCUCAAAGUAUGAGGAGUCAGCCUGCCAGAUAAUGAGACGGCAUCUAAUACAAAGCAGACGCAACCUGCCAAAUAAUGAGACUGCAUGAAAAUCAAUGCGGGAUGAUUUGCUAAAUCAUGAGAUCGCAUCUAAUGCAAAACUAGAGAUACUGCCUGCCAAAAAAUGAUACUGUGUCUCUAACUAUGAGGAGUCAGCCUGCUGAAAAAUGAGACUGCAUCAAAGUCAAUGCAGACACAACCUGCCAAAUAAUGAGAUUAUUGCCUAAAACACAGUAUGUAACACAGGCUGCCAAAUAGUGAGACGUAAUUAUAAGAUAAAUAUGUAAAGACUAUGACGGAUUCUUAACCCACACUUGCAAAAUAGUGAGCAAUAGCGACUAGUGGUGUGUCAUGUUGUCGUGUCUCUCGGAUUAUUUUGUGGAAAAAAUGUGGGGGGGCGGCAGGGGAGGGGGGGGUGGAUGUCCCAUGCGGACUAUAAACUGCAAUUAAAAGCAAGUCCCGGUUACCCUGGACUGCAACAGAGCAGAUUAAAUCUUACACCUGUGGCCGAUCGAGAUACCUGGAUGCUAUUGAACGGACAUAAGGACUUGAGCCGCAACUUUACUGGGAGUGUAAAUUUAUUACACAAAUUAAUUUAAAACCUAAUGCCAACCUCACCUUCGUCACGUACUGCUUGCUUGUAAAGUGUUCUUGUGUUGAAUAGAGUCAAAUCGCAACAUAACUGAGACGUCGCGCACUGGAAUUCUGUUUCUCAAGAAACAAAGCUGUACUAUUAGCAACGCUGCUAAUGCUAGUCAUAGCACAACUGGAAUAUACUGCAUGUUUUAGCUUGAGCGCAUUAGCCAAAACAAGUUUAAAAAGAAACAAACUGGUUUAUCAUCAUCAACCUGUAUGGGGGGUGAUAUAAAGAAUGUCAUAAACUGUGCUUAGUCACGCUAAAACUACUGAUGCUACAGACGCUAGCAGGAACUUGUGUAUUAAAACUACUGUUUGCUAAGUAAGGCAUAAGGCUAUAUUGUAAAUGUUACAAAUUUUUAUUUUUCUGCUGUUUUGUUUUUCUUAACUUAUUUAUGAAAAUGGUAGAUGUUUUCAUCUGCUUCUGACAGUAAUAAAAUGUUAUUAAGGAUAAUUAUUGUAAUAAUGUAAUAAUGCUAUUUUAAUAUAAAUCUAAAUAUGUGA
Messenger RNA from Ictalurus furcatus (blue catfish), 4498 nucleotides. It is a transcript of the gene pdgfba, whose product is annotated as histidine-rich glycoprotein. The transcript is spliced from 7 exons. Gene Ontology annotation, molecular function: growth factor activity; platelet-derived growth factor receptor binding. Lineage: Eukaryota; Metazoa; Chordata; Actinopteri; Siluriformes; Ictaluridae. The coding region runs from base 1676 to 3010 and encodes 444 amino acids. The record is from RefSeq and is a predicted model, not a curated record. Gene Ontology annotation, cellular component: membrane. Gene Ontology annotation, biological process: positive regulation of protein autophosphorylation; positive regulation of phosphatidylinositol 3-kinase/protein kinase B signal transduction; positive regulation of ERK1 and ERK2 cascade.